GCAAGGGACACGAGACCAUAAAGGUUCCCAAUUCCGCUGCAACAGCUUUGCGAGCCAAGAUGCCGCGUCAUGGCAUUCGCGUCGUCCCAUUCUGAGCCGGGCCAUGGUGGACUCUACCUCUAGGUACAGUAGGCUCCGGCUGCCCUGGUGGUCCCUCUCCGAUUCCGCAUCGUUGGAUCCGUCGAGAGAGAGAAAAGACGCCAGUGACGUUGGCCUGCCUGCCCGCUUGCCCGGUCCGAUCCCGUGUCCGGGUCUGGCCAUGACAUGACUUGAAGCAGAAAGGCCGAUCAGACCCAAUGCGAGUGGGAACAGAGAGCCAAGGGAACGGUUCAGGUUCCCAACGGGAAACGAUUUGAACCCUUUCCCGGCCUCUCAAACUUGACUUGUAAACGAAUGCGAUUUCGUUACAUUGAAUCCGUCACUCCUCCGAUCCAGGAACCACAGCAUCAUCGUCCUCAAUACUCUGGAAUUGCUGGAGACUUCGUCCCACUCACAACUCAGGCUCUCUCUCCGCCAUUCUGUCCACGUACCUAUCUGACGUACGACUGCAUUGCGGCAUCCCUUGGUCUCCAACAAUUCCCCCUGCCACGUCUCAUCCAGACGGUCCCUUGCUCAUACGGUACUGCAAGUGGCUACCGUACGCGCGUCAGAUACUAAUCUCUCUCUCUUGACUCUUAGCCGUUCUUCCCUCUCUUCUUGUUUUUUUUCCUUUUUGAUGCCUUCUCUUUCGUGUACAAGUAGGCAAUGUACGGCCCCGCUGGUGCGCCUCCGUGACACUGCGCUUGCGCCCACUGCUGCCCAUCACUUCCAUCCCGCCGUUUGCGUCUCGAAACGACCCCGGAGCCUGCUUCCGUUUAGCUCGUCUGCCACUUCGUCGAGGAGGACACCUCGCCUUGAACUCCUACUGCAACGCCAAUGCUUGGGGACACAUACCUCCACCACCACACCAACAACCACAACUCCUAUUCCUCCUAGUCGCUGUUUCGACACUUACUCAAACAGUCGCUCCUUCGAAGAUCGCUUACGCCGCUCUUUGAUCCCUGUCUCCUCUUCGAGCAACCCCCCUUAUCCGUCCCUUCUCUCCCAACUCCUACGACCACGGAGGAGGACAGCAACAACAACGACGACAGCAGUCAUGACCACGCCCACCCAGUCUCGAGGCCACGCCGGCCACUCCCACGGCCUCGGCCAUCACCACCAUCACCACGACAAUGUCUACCUGACCUCGCGAAACAAGGCCGACGCCGGUGUGCGCAUCACCCGGAUCGGCCUCUACUCCAAUCUGGGCAUGGCCAUCGCAAAAGGGCUGGGCGGCUACGCCUUCAACUCUCAAUCCAUGGUCGCCGACGCCUGGCACAGCUUGACCGAUCUCGCCUCGGACAUUUUGACGCUCGCGACCGUCUCGUGGAGCUUGCGCCCACCAACCGAAAACUUCCCCCUCGGCUUCGGCAAGGUCGAGAGCUUGGGGUCGCUGGGCGUGUCGAGCAUGCUCCUGUUUGGUGGCCUCUUCAUGUGCAUGAACAGCUGCACCUCUCUCUAUGCGCACUUCUUCCUCGACCCGGCCGCUGCGGCGCAACUGCUGGAACACGCACACGGCCAUGGCCAUGGACACCAUCACCACCAUGGUGUGAGCGCCGAAGGCCCUAGUUUGCAUGCUGCUUGGCUGGCAGCCGGUACAGUGGCCGUCAAGGAAUGGCUUUACCAUGCUACAAUGAAAGUAGCCCGUGAACGUAAAUCCUCCGUUCUAGCCUCCAACGCGGUACACCACCGUGUCGACUCCCUUACCGGUAUCGUCACCCUCGCCGCCAUUCUCGGUGCCAACUUUCUUCACAACGCCUCGUGGCUCGACCCCGUCGGUGGCCUUCUUAUCUCCCUCCUCGUCAUCAAAGCCGGCUACUCCAACACCGUUUCUGCCCUCUACGAGCUUGCCGACCGCUCCGUCGACGACGAAGUCAAACAUUCAGUCCGCAAACAAUGUCUCAGGGCCCUUCAGGGGGUAUCCGAGGGCCACGAGGUGGAAGUCGUCGAAAUCACGGGUGUUAAGAGCGGUCAAAACUAUUUACUGGAUAUAGAGCUGGCGGUACCCAACAUGUGGACUGUGGAGGACGUGCGGGAGGUGGAAGAUGCGGUGAGGACGCAGGUGGGCGCCAAGGUGAGGGGUGCGAGGAAGGUCAGGAUACGGUUCGUACCUAAGGAGGAUGCGGCGGCGAAGAUCAAGAAGUUUGAUGAGUUUAUUCCGGGGGAUGUUAGUCCCAAGACUAGUCCGGAGCCGGAGGAGGAGGAGGUUGUUGUUGGUGAGGAAGAGGAACAUGAGCAUGAUCAUGACCAUGAGCAUCAUAAGCAUAAGUAGAGGAGCAAGCACGCAAGUAGGGCGUGUGUUUGAUUUGGGUAAAGGUAUCUCUGUUCAUCUACGGCGUAUAUAUAUAUAUACAGUACAAAUCUGUUGGGUGGUGUUGCUGCGUGGGGAGAAGGUUGAGGGGGACUUGAAGCAUUUUGGAGUAACAGGGUUUGCUCCAUGUAUCGAGGAAAGAAUGAGAACAAAGGCCUUGUGUGUGGCUAUUGAUCCUUCCUUGUACAUAAGCUGUGUACAUAUGGGACCCAGUUUCGCACAUACGACCAUGUCACUGUACGUAUGAAGGAUAGGGUUCAAGCUUACUUUUUGGUUGUUGAACUAUUUUGCAUAAGACGAUAAAAAGUCAAUGUAAAAAGACCGUUCGACAUCUCGUAUGCUAGAAAC
This is a messenger RNA of Neurospora crassa OR74A, 2737 nucleotides long. Its product is annotated as mitochondrial metal transporter 2. Gene Ontology annotation, biological process: monoatomic cation transport; transmembrane transport. Gene Ontology annotation, cellular component: membrane. Bases 716 to 2350 code for a protein of 544 amino acids. NCBI's taxonomy places the organism in Eukaryota, Fungi, Ascomycota, Sordariomycetes, Sordariales, Sordariaceae. Gene Ontology annotation, molecular function: monoatomic cation transmembrane transporter activity. The transcript has 2 exons. The record is from RefSeq and is a predicted model, not a curated record.